Molecule: messenger RNA, 1760 nt
Organism: Camellia sinensis
Lineage: Eukaryota; Viridiplantae; Streptophyta; Magnoliopsida; Ericales; Theaceae
Source: RefSeq, a predicted model, not a curated record
CACGCCAAACACUCCACAUCUCACUUUCUUACAAACCCUGGCCAUGGCGGUGAACGGGACACCAGAGACCCUCCAAGUCCACAGACUCCCACUCUCCAAAUACAUCAAUGCCCUCCGCUGGCUUCCACCUCUCCCCGCCUUUGAUCGCUUCGUCGUCCUCGCCGUAUUCGACUCCAAUUCCAACUCCUCCUCCAUCGAAAUCCACUCUCUAACCCGAUCAAACCCCUCAAAUCUAACUCUCCAAUCCUCAUGGUCCUCACCCUCAAGAAUUUCCUCGCUCAAAGUCUCUCAAACCCUCCACAAACCCCUCAUCGCCGCAUCCACCUUCUCCGACGUCCUGCUCGCUGAUCCGGUCGAUGCGUCGAUCGAAUCGGAGGUUUCGGUGCGUGAGAAGACAUUGCACGUUGGACCCAUUUCGUGUUUUGAUGUGCAGGAAAAUGGGUCUGAGUGUGUUAGUGUUGGGGAAGAUGGGAGGGUGAAUUUGGUGAGUGUUGGUAAUUCGAAUUUGAGUCACCGCCGGUUUUUCGAUAGCAAUGUGUCGUAUACAGCGGCGAAGUGGGCGUCGCCGAUGGAGUUUGCCACGGGUGGAUUGGGGUUUAGUCUUCAGUGGUGGGAUCAGAGAAAGCCUGGAGGACCAGCUUCUCAGUUCAAGGGAGGCUCUUCUGGUACUGUAUUUGCAUGGGAUCUUCGGUGGCAACAGCAGCCAAUAGUUCUCUCUGGGGUUGCAGCAGGUGAGUUUCAGUCCCACUCAUUAUCUGAGAGUGAAAUUUGGGAGGUCCAGUAUGACAGCUAUUCUUCAAACAUUGGUAACAUGUCAAAAUCACGGGUGUUACCUGUUAUGAUCUGCUCAGAAGAUGGAAUCCUUGCUGUUGUUGAACAAGGUGAGGAACCCAUUAAACUCUUGGCUCAACCAUGUGCAAUCAACAGCUUUGACAUUGACCAACAGAACCCCUCGGUGAUGUGUUUUUUCUUCUCUCUUUCUCCUAUACUCAGUUUUAUCUCAGAGAUGUACAACAUUUUGAUCUUGGGGAUAAAUUACUUUGCUAUGUCAUAUAUCUGUGGAAUUGCCAAAAAUGACUGAUGAUUUCAAUUGUUGCCAUAGCAGGAUGUGAUAUGUAGUUUAGAGUGGGAGGCUAUUGCCAACUUGAUGAGGGCAUAAUUUCUGAAACUAAGAUGAAGAAUUCGGUGGCGUAAAUAGGAUCUGUUCAUUAUCCUUUCAGUGUAUCGUAAAAAGUGAAAGUGAUGAUCUACUUGGGGCAAAAAGAAGCUGCACAUCAUGAUUUUGGGAAGAUGAACUGGGUAGCUUCAGUGUGUUCUGGUAACCAACAUAUGCACCCAAAAAUGUAAGGUUUAUAGUUAUGCUCCAUCUUAUCUAGUAGUACAGAACACAGAUGGCUUUUUAACAGCACCAAACUGAAUCCAUGUUGGAAAAGUAAUUGUUCUAAUCUUGGGCCAUCUGCUUUUGUUUUGAAAGACAUUGCUAACGAAACACUAAAGCCAUGGACCCAAAAAAAGUUGCCAUGAAAACUGUUCGGAGCACUAGUGCAUGGCUGAGAUUGAUUUAUUGUAUUGUGGGGUUCAUGGCUUAGAUGAAUUUUGGCCACACAAUGAUGUUUCUGAAUAAUAUUUAUGGGUUUGUAGCAUUGUUGCGAACGAAAUGCAAGCUGCAGUUGCAGCUAACUAUGGCUUGGCCCAAGUUAAUUGCUUUCAACUACGUUAGUAAGGUUUAUUUAUUUAUUCGAUGUCAUUUUCUUUCAAGU